UCCCUCACGCGCAUGCGCAGACAGAGGCACAGAAAGUGUUCUCGCGCUGACAGCUGCAGCCCUGAUGAUAUCGACGAACGUGUCCAGCGCUAACAGCCUCCCGCAGAGCAGCAACCCGGGCAAGAAACACAAAAAGAAAAGCAAGAAGCACCGGAAAGCCACCAGGGAGCUCGUCCCCAGCCUGGAGCUCGGGCCCCAGAUCCCGGCCUCAGAUGACUUCUGCCACAUCCUCACCGUCCACAGACCCACCACUCCUCCAGACAGAGCCCCCUCUCCUCCACUAAACCUCUCGCAAAGCCCCCCAGACCUUCAGCCUGUGCCCCCUGUCUCGGUCCCUCACUCUGAACCCAUUUCAAUCGCUCACUCUGAACCCAUUUCAAUCCCUCACUUGUCCCACAUCUCAGCCCGUCACUCACCCCCCAACUCAGCCCCUCACUCACCCCCCAUCUCAGAACCUAACUCACCCAUCAUCUCACCCCCACACUUACCACCCAUCUCAUCCCCGCACUCACCCCCCAUCUUAAUCCCUCCCUCACCCCCCAUCUCAGUUCCAGUCACAGAGCUUCCCUCACAUACAGUACUACCAUCACCAGAGACAACUACUUCUUCCAUAGCUCCUUCCCUUGGCCUACCUUCUGCUUUUUCCACAACUCCACCUACUCCAUUAGUACUAUCCAGUCAGACAACCCCACCACAGGCUCUCAGCCCACCCCCACCAAACUUUACCCCACCUCCAGCAGAACUACUUGGGUCAGAUGAUGAAGAGCAGGAGAAUCCAGCAGAUUACUGCAGAGGAGGCUAUUACCCAGUGAAAAUUGGAGACCUCUUUAAUGGCAGAUAUCAUGUAGUGAGGAAGCUAGGAUGGGGUCACUUCUCCACUGUCUGGCUGUGCUGGGAUCUUCAGAGAAAGCGCUUUGUGGCCUUGAAGGUGGUAAAGAGUGCACCACAUUAUACAGAGACUGCACUGGAUGAGAUUAAACUACUGAAAUGCGUUCGAGACAGCGACCCCACAGACCCGAAACGGGACACAGUAGUUCAGCUCAUCGAUGAUUUUAAAAUAUCAGGAAUUAACGGUGUCCAUGUGUGUAUGGUGCUAGAGGUGCUCGGGCAUCAGUUGCUGAAAUGGAUCAUCAAGUCCAACUACAUGGGAAUGCCUCUGGUCUGCGUGAAGAGCAUCCUCCGACAGGUUCUACAGGGUCUGGACUACUUACACACCAAAUGCAAAAUCAUACAUACAGACAUAAAGCCAGAGAACAUCCUGCUGGAUGUGACGGAUGUAUACGUGAGGCGGCUGGCGGCGGAGGCAACACUGUGGCAGAAGUCUGGAGCUCCUCCUCCAUCGGGCUCUUCUGUUAGCACGGCUCCAAGGGACAAACAGAUGGGCAAGUUGUCGAAGAACAAGAAGAAGAAGUUGAAGCGAAAAGCGAAGCGGCAGCAGAGGUUGCUGGAUGAGAGGCUACACGAUCUGCAGAGAAUGGAAGAAAUAGACGGCCUCGGACCGGCAGAAGGUUCUGGAAACACACGAACACUCUGGAGGCUCAGUGAAAACGGAGAAGAGGCAGACCCACAUGCACAGAUGAAUGGAAACGGGCACUAUCCACAAGGCAUUAAGGGCAGUCCUGAGUCCGGUUCGUACUGUCCUGAGGACGGCUGCAAUGGUUACGGCCCGCUGCGUUUCUCCAGUCCUGGAUCAGCCCUGUCCGGCACGUCCAGCUCCAUCCUGUCUGCUACCUCGGAGUCUGCGCUCUCCACACUGUCCGGAUACUCCACAGAGAGAGACAGCCAGCGGUCACUCUCCUCUCCAAACAAUUUCAGUGCUGCAGAUUUCUUGGUGAACCCUCUUGACCCUCAGAAUGCGGAUAAAAUUUGCAUCAAGAUUGCAGACUUGGGCAACGCCUGCUGGGUGCACAAACACUUUACCGAGGACAUCCAGACACGCCAGUACCGAGCGGUGGAGGUGCUGAUUGGGGCAGAGUACGGCCCUCCGGCAGACAUCUGGAGCACAGCAUGCAUGGCUUUUGAGUUGGCCACAGGGGACUAUCUGUUUGAGCCUCAUUCAGGGGAAGACUACACUCGAGAUGAAGAUCACUUGGCUCAUGUUAUUGAGCUCUUAGGCGCCAUUCCUGCUCAUUUCGCUCUCUCAGGAAGAUACUCAAGAGAGUACUUCAACCGCAGAGGUGAGCUGAGGCACAUCAGUAAUCUGAAGCCGUGGGGUCUGUUCGAGGUGCUGCUGGAGAAGUACGAGUGGCCGCUGGAGCAGGCGGCUCAGUUCAGUGACUUCCUCCUCACCAUGCUGGAGUUCGAGCCGGAGAAACGAGCGACUGCAGCACAAUGCCUGCAGCACCCCUGGCUCAGCUCCUAACACACCUACACUCUCUCACUUCUGAAACCACCACACUCUCACCACUGUCACCGUUAGUGCAGUCUCUACAUCUCCAAGGUCAGUUUGGUACCCUGUCCUCUCCCACAGACACGCGCACUAGUUUCAGAACGUCUUGUCAGUAUUUAUAGCAAAAGACCGAAGAACCCGUACUCUGAGCACAUGGUAUUCUUAGCUAGAACCUCAAAAAAAAAAACUAUGAAUUUCUCUUUUUUAUAUAUAUAUAAAUAAAUAAAAAUAUAAAUCUAUUUAAAGAAGCUUUUGAUCUCUGUUGUUGGAGAUGAGACGUCUGUUGUCUGUCGACGGUUUUCAUCAUAUGGUCAUCUCUAUGUGUGUGUAGGAUGGUCACAUGUUUGUUUAUAUAUAUGUUACAAUAGUGCCUUGACAUGCCCUAAAGUAAAAACAAAAGAAAAAGUGGAAUAUGAAAAAAAAAGAGCAUUCACUUUUUUAUAUAUUUGUUCGCUGUGUGAGGAAUGCUUGUUUGUGAACAUACAGCACUGUAUGAAGACUUGACAAAAUAAAGAUAUGAUCUACUGAACCUGUGUACUACCAACAAAUAAACCAUCACAAUCAAA
Messenger RNA from Astyanax mexicanus (Mexican tetra), 2955 nucleotides. RefSeq names its product SRSF protein kinase 3 (gene srpk3). Gene Ontology annotation, molecular function: ATP binding; protein kinase activity. The record is from RefSeq and is a predicted model, not a curated record. Bases 65 to 2362 code for a protein of 765 amino acids. NCBI's taxonomy places the organism in Eukaryota, Metazoa, Chordata, Actinopteri, Characiformes, Acestrorhamphidae. Gene Ontology annotation, biological process: regulation of mRNA processing; spliceosomal complex assembly; protein phosphorylation. The transcript is spliced from 16 exons.